GAACGCAGUAGGAGGCAAGAGAGGAGAGAGACACACUGGAGUAGUGGAAGAAAGAGGCUGCUGAAUACCAGAUUUACCAGUCAGGGAGGGAGAGCAGAAAAUCAAGAGAGAAGACCUUUUAACAAUAGCAAUGCUGUCUGUCUGGAAUUUCUUGAAGCGUCAUAAGAAAAAAUUCCUCUUCUUUGGUGCAUUUGCAGGAGGUGUUUAUAUUCUGGGGAAGUAUGCGCAGAAGAAAAUUAGAGAAAUCCAGGAGAGAGAAGCUGCUGAGUACAUUGCUCAGGCACGGAGGCAGUAUCAUUUUGAAAGCAACCAGAGAACAUGCAACAUGACAGUUUUAUCAAUGCUCCCUGCUUUGAAGGAAGCUUUAAUGCAACAACUGAAUUCGGAGAGCCUAACAAGUCUUCUGAAAAGCAGACCAACAAACAAGAUAGAAAUUUGGGAAGAUUUAAAGGUUAUGAGUUUCACCAGGAGUAUAGGAGCAGUUUAUAGCACAUGUAUGCUGGUUGUUCUGCUUCGUGUUCAGCUAAAUAUUAUCGGUGGAUACAUCUAUCUGGACAACUCAUCAGGAGGAAAACCCUGUAAUGGUCUCCAAGCAUCUCCAGAGGUGCAACAACAGUAUUUGUCUAGCAUUCAACACCUCCUAGGAGAUGGCCUGACAGAACUGAUAACAAUAGUGAAACAAGCAGUGCAGAAGGUGCUUGGCAGCUUAUCUCUGAAGCACUCUCUCUCUCUCAUGGAUUUGGAGCAACAUAUCAAAGAAAUACGAAGGUUGGUGGAAGAAUACGGUGAAACACCAACUGUAAAGGCAUCUCAAAGCAAGUCAAUGUUGUGUCAAUUUAUGAUGGCAGAUGAAGAGAACCCAUUAACAGCUCAGGCAUGUGGACUGACAGAAAAAGAUGUCAUCACAAUACGGCUACUAAAUGAAACCAGGGACAUGUUAGAAAGUCAGGAUUUUAGCACAGUGCUGAAUUCAUGCUUAAGUCGAGGCUUCGGGAGGCUUCUUGACAGCAUCGCUGAGUUCUUUCGACCUAAUGACCAAGAGCUUACCCAGCAUAGUCCAGCAGACAGCCUUUCUACCAUUAGUCUUCCUCUGGCCAAAGUUAUUCCAAUUGUCAACGGACAGAUCCACUCAAUAUGUAGCGAGAUGCCCAAUCACUUUGUGCAGGAACUACUACUCAUGGAACAAGUGAAGGACUUUGCUGCUAAUGUGUAUGAGGCUUUCAGCACACCCCAGCAACUAGAGAAGUAGUGUCACUCCACUGGGCACCAAUGUGCCAGACCUCUCCUCAGAAUCCAGAGGAACACUAAUGUUUACAGAUUGUGCAUACCAUUCCUUUUUAAUUAAAGUAAGGUAAAAUGACUGCAUCCUGACCAGAAGAAUGGAUACUUUGCCUACGUGACAAUGGACAGCAAUUUUUACAUUCAGUCAGUGCAGAAUCAAACGUCUGUUUUAUAUAUUCCAUCAUGUUAUUUGCUGCAGGUUUGUGAGAAGUAUUCGACAUAUAAGUCUUUAAUUAUUAGUUUAGGUAAUUUAUUAAUCUGCAUUUUCAUAUAAGUGAGUCAGUAAAGUUAUAAACAAAAUGAAUGUGGCAUGGCUAACACACUGUGUUCAAAUAAGACUCCUAACUCGCCUUAAUAGCCAAUUGUUGUAACCAGCAUAUUGCUGCACUGUAAAAUAUUUUAAUAUUGCUAAACCUAUUGAUAAUAAAAAUAAGAUUUUAUUGAUGAA
Rana temporaria (common frog) is the source of this 1729-nucleotide messenger RNA. RefSeq names its product peroxisomal biogenesis factor 3 (gene PEX3). The record is from RefSeq and is a predicted model, not a curated record. The coding region runs from base 131 to 1249 and encodes 372 amino acids. Gene Ontology annotation, cellular component: peroxisomal membrane. Lineage: Eukaryota; Metazoa; Chordata; Amphibia; Anura; Ranidae. Gene Ontology annotation, molecular function: protein-macromolecule adaptor activity. The transcript is spliced from 13 exons. Gene Ontology annotation, biological process: protein import into peroxisome membrane.